UAUUAGGACUACAAUGCCUCAAUUUAUUCAUCAUUAUUCAUCAUUUAUUCACUACACACAUCAUUCUUUACUAGAAGUGAUUCAUGUUCAAUAAACUCACUAGAAAGGAUAAGUUGGCUUAACCUACAAUUUUUCUUUCAGUUCUAUUGAUGACUUAUGUUGAAUGGAUUUAGGAAUGCUUGUCAGGGCACAACUUGUGGGUGUGAUUUUGGCACGAGUUUAAAUGGGAAGUAGCUAAAGCAUGUGAAAAACGGUAGUAAGUGUUGUGUUGGAAAAGGAGCACGAUGGCAUAUCAGUCACCUCCCCUGUGUGCUCCUGCAGUACUCAUGCUGCUGCUCAUGGGAGUGAUUUCCUCCUAUCUGCCUCGAGUCCAAGCCAGACCUCAGGACUUUUGGCGCGGCCCUCAAGCCAAGACACAUAUGAAGAGAACGAUCGAGGAGCUAACAGUCCUGACUACUCAGGCAGCCUGCGUGGGAUCGGACAUGCUGCCCACUCCUGUACAAAUACCAUGUGUUUUUGUUAACACAACAGAAUGGGAAAAUAAAACUCUUCAGCAGAAAUGUGCAGAGGUGGUUUCGACCUUCCAGGUGUUUCAACAUGGUGUUCAAGGAGCGAAGAAUGGGACCACAUCCAAAUGUCAGAUCUCUUUCUUGGAGCAACUGGAGCAUCGCAUCUUAAAUUAUCUGGCUAUCCUCAACAGGCUUCAGAUACAGACGGACACAGUGACUUCAUCUCAUCCUGCAGUACAGAGCUGUUCCAGCCAGACCCACAGUGUAAAAGGAGUGCUGAAACAGUUCGAAAAGCUACUAAAGGGAAAACUGUCGCGCCUCACUGAUGACCUCAAAGACAAUACCAAAAGUGAAAGACAAGGCAACCAAAACCAAGGGACGUGAUAGCUAGUAUAACAAAUGUUAAGUAGCUUAUUUAAAUACUUAAUGCAACAGGAUACCGGGAGAGGACCAGCAUAUUGUGGACUGAGAAGGUCUGUCAUGUUGACGAAGACCUAAAAAGUAAAGCCUGACUGGUUUGGCUAAUGGACGGUUACGCUGGAAACAAGGAUUGAUUCAGGCAUCAACCAGUGAAAGGUUGUGAAAGCUGAAGGAGGUCCCAAUAGUUUUGAAACAAAUCUCCUAAAAACUCCCAAGGAGCAACGGACAUUUUCAGUGAGGAAAAGCUACUAAAAGACAAUAAAACCACUUGCAACUCCUUACUGAAAGAAAAGUAUGUCAGUGGCUUUUAAGCAGUUUCUCCUACUUUAAACAGUUUAUAUAUCUUCUCAUGUGGUAAAUGGACCUGCACUUAUAUAGCGCUUUUCUAGUCGUUUUGCGACCACUCAAAGCGCUUUACACUACAGACUGCGCUCAUUCACCCGUUCACACACACAUUCAUACUGGUGGCAGAGACCACCCUAAACCUGCCACCAUUGGGAAUUCAUUCACACAUCGAUGAACGCAGCAUCGGGGGCAAUUUAGGGUUCAGUAUCUUGCUCAAGGAUACUUCGACAUGUAGGCUGCCAUGGUCAGGGAUCGAACCACCAACUCUCCGAUCAAUGGGUGACCGCUCUACCA
Molecule: messenger RNA, 1568 nt
Organism: Centropristis striata (black sea bass)
Lineage: Eukaryota; Metazoa; Chordata; Actinopteri; Perciformes; Serranidae
Exons: 4
Coding region: 285-893 (202 amino acids)
Biological process (GO): cell population proliferation
Cellular component (GO): extracellular region
Molecular function (GO): hormone activity; cytokine activity
Source: RefSeq, a predicted model, not a curated record